Fraxinus pennsylvanica is the source of this 801-nucleotide messenger RNA. NCBI's taxonomy places the organism in Eukaryota, Viridiplantae, Streptophyta, Magnoliopsida, Lamiales, Oleaceae. The record is from the annotation of a GenBank genome assembly.
AUGGUUCCUGAUCCGGAUCUGGUACACUAUGCCUGCAUUGCAAAGGGAACUACGGUCCUCGCUGAAUUCAAUUCCAGGGAUGAAAGCCUCGGUUCAAUCGCUGCAAAAUGCCUGGAGAAAACGCCACCGUUUCAUUCCACCUUCACUCACACCGUUAGGCGUCAAACCUACACCUUCCUGAUCCACGAUCCUUUUGCUUAUUUCGCGAUUUUCGACGAAAAUAUGGAGAAUUUUGAGGGGUUGGCAUUUCUGAGGAGCGUGAAGGAAGCUUUUGAUGUGGUUUAUAGUGGGGACUUGGGGAAAAGGAAAUUGGAACGUUUGACUUCCCAUUGUUUUCAGGGUGAAUUUAGUCCGGUUUUUCAUCAAUUGGUAGGUCCUGGGCCAGAAAUGGACAGCCCGGGUUCACCGGUCGGACGGCGAUUAGUCCAAAGCGGGGUUCUAUGUUCCGAUUCAGGUUCUCUGAGGGGAAGAUCAAAUGGGGAUUUUGGAAAGAGGCUAUUUGGUGAAUUCAAAACGGGUGGUGGCAGAGGGGUAAAGGGGAGACGACAUUUCGAGAAGAAGCUCAAUAAGGACGACGAUGAUGAUCAUGAAGGAGGAGAGGGAAUCGGAUUGAGCCGGGAAUAUUCAAUUGUAAUGCAAAAAAAUGGGUUGUACUCUGGAGAAUUAAUGGGACAACACAAGGCAAAGACUGUCUGGAAAAAGCAAGUUUGGGUUAUUUUAUCGCUAGAUUUGUUCAUUUGUGCUAUCCUGUUCAUCGUUUGGUUGUGGGUUUGCCGCGGUUUCAAAUGCAUUGACAGUUGA